Messenger RNA from Lampris incognitus (smalleye Pacific opah), 6559 nucleotides. It is a transcript of the gene dpy19l3, whose product is annotated as dpy-19 like C-mannosyltransferase 3. NCBI's taxonomy places the organism in Eukaryota, Metazoa, Chordata, Actinopteri, Lampriformes, Lampridae. The record is from RefSeq and is a predicted model, not a curated record. Gene Ontology annotation, molecular function: mannosyltransferase activity. The transcript has 17 exons. Gene Ontology annotation, cellular component: nuclear inner membrane. Bases 701 to 2989 code for a protein of 762 amino acids.
CCCAUCCUGUUGUCCACAGGCUUAGCUAGUGCUACACAUCACUGGGUCUGCUUUUCUCCUUUCUACAGUUGUCAGUAGCUGUGCUCCACUGGCCUUGUAAAACAGCAGUCGCAUUCUUUGUUUUGACGUUUUUGUUGGGGGGAGUCACAGAGGCUGAAGCUGAUCAAGUACUCGAGCUCCAGAAGGCAAAAGCAGAAACAGCAGACGGUGCAAGGCCAACGCUGGCUGUUCCAUAACUAUGAUUCUUCAAAGUUCAAAGUUGAUCGUGGAUAGAUUGGAGAUAUCUGUCAUCCAUCUGACAAAUGGAGAGAGAGAAGCACACAUAUGAGGAUCCUUCUCAGAGCUGAACUGACUGUCAAUGAGCACCGAGAGAACUUGAUCGUUCUCCCUAUUCAUUUCGACCUCGAUGUAAACUGUUGAUUAACCAUCUCAUCAGACGUUUUGGUUAAAAGGUCUGUUUUGCCUCUGGCAGCGUCCACUGAAGGAAAGAGGAACUGUUGUAGAUUUUCUUUGGUGCAGAAGUGGGGGUGAUUAAAAAUGCUUCCUAUUUCAUUUGGAUUGACUUGAAGAGAGAAAAACACAAGUCUACGGCUGUAACCUAAUUGGAUCGGCACCACAUCUUUAACCACUGCUUUGACCAGGAAGGCGCUGACUCACCAGAGAACACAAGAACUAGUUUGAUUAUCCACUUAACAAGGCGAUGGAGGUUCGUAAGAGGUUAAUUUUAAGCAAGCUAGGACAGUACUGGGACUUUUCACAGCCUGGCCUAGCUAUUGGGAAGUGCGGUAAUGCGACGCAGGAGGCAGCACGGUCUGAUUUCACACAAAAAGGAGGUGAAAGGAAAGAUUCCUCGCUGGGAGGAUCCGGGACUCGCUCCGGCACAGACAUUAUUUCCCAGUGGCCUUGGCGACAGUGUGUUUCUAUGGCAGCAGGGUUGGUAUUGGCUGUUCUGCUGGCACUGGUUCAGGCCUGGUGUGUUGACUCCAUACAUGAGAAUCUGCUGUGGUUCUCUCAGCUUACGGAGGUUGAACGUGAGAUCUCCUUUCGGACAGAGUGUGGACUGUACUACUCCUACUACAAGCAGAUGUUGCAGGCACCGACUAUACAGCAAGGACUUGUAGAACUGAUCCACGACAACCUGACAGAGUCCAAGAGAACCAUCAACCUGCUCCAGCGAAUGAACAUUUACCAGGAGGUUUUCCUCAGUCUUCUCUAUCGACUGCUUCCAAUACAGGCCUAUCUAGAGCCGGUGUAUUUCUACAUCUACACAGUAUUUUCACUCCAAGCGGUGUACUUGAUUGCUUUGUACCUCACAGCAUGGCUCUUGUCUGGCUCCUGGCUGGCUGGUGCACUCACAGGAGUCUGGUACAUCCUUAACAGGAUAGACACAACUCGUGUAGAGUUCACCAUCUCCCUCAGAGAGAACUGGUCUCUGCCCUUUUUGGCGCUCCAGGUUGCUGCAAUCACCUGUUAUCUUAGACCGCAACUCACCGCCCUGCAGCAGAAGUUAAUGGUGUGGCUGAUGUUUGUGACCACCUUCUCUUUCUGCCUGACGUGGCAGUUCAACCAGUUCAUUCUACUUGUCCAGGUUCUGGUCCUAUAUACUCUUGACUGUCUGGACCUCAUAACAACCACACAGGUGACUACUCUUUACCUUAUCCAAGUGAGCAGUCUUCUCAGCGUGUGGCUCCUCCAGUUCUGUAACUCCAUGAUACUGGGAUCGCUGGUCCUCAGCUUCAUAGUAGCUGCUCUCUUCAUUAAACAUUGCCAGCCCGGACUGAAGACAGGAAGCUUGGUUGUUCGUCUUGGCAAGUUGGUUCUCCACACCUUUAUGGUUCUCUCCCUGACUGUGAGCAUCAAUUAUCUGGCCAAGAAAGCGCUUCAGCUCAGAUCGGAUGAACACAUCUUCAAAUUUAUCAAGUCCAAGUUCGGCUUGGGGCCUAUUAGGGAUUUUGAUGUCAGUCUCUAUAUGUGCGAGGAGGCUUUUGGGCCAUUGCCUUUGGACACGCUGGAGCGCCUGGCCAGCACGCUGCUGUUCCCCUCGUACAUCGUCACACUGGUGUUGCUCACAGGCACACUAGCGCUAGUGGCACUGUACAACUUGAGUGGAGGUGAGCUCAGGGGUGGGGGCACAGAUGAGAAGACAGGGGGAGAGAGGAGAGCGAUAGUUCUUCGUCCAGAUGUGGCCUAUAAUCUUUUGCACACCUGGUUCUAUGGUCUUCUGGCUUUCAGCACGAUGAGAAUGAAGUAUAUCUGGACAGGUCAUAUGUGUGCAGUUGCGGCCUAUGGCGUUUGUGGGACAGAACUAUGGACUCUGGUUUUCAACACUCUCCGCUGCAACAGUAAAACUGUGAUAAGGCUCGUCAGAUACACUGUUCCGCUGGCACUGAUUGGAUUCCUAUAUUACAAGUUCUGGCCCAAACUGAUGGAGGAGGUAUCAGAGCUGAGAGAGUUCUAUGAUCCGGACACUGUUGAGCUCAUGACCUGGAUCAGCUCAAAGACCCCUAAGCGAGCUGUGUUUGCAGGGAGCAUGCAGCUGUUAGCUGGCAUCAAGCUGUGCACAGGCAGAGUCCUCUCCAACCACCCUCAUUAUGAAGACAGGGACUUGCGAGAGAGGACCAGACAGGUCUACCAGGUGUAUGCACGGAGGUCCCCAGAGGAUGUGUACAGUGUGUUGAGGGCUGCUGGAGUUGACUAUGUCGUUAUGGAAGACAGCAUCUGUUACGAGAGGAGACAUAAGCGAGGCUGCCGACUCAGAGACCUGCUGGACCUAGCCAACGGACAUAUAAUGGACGGACCGGGAGAGAAUGACCCCGACCUUGUCCCUGCCACUUAUCCUCGAUUCUGCGAGGCCAUCAAGACAGAUGCGGCAGCGUACAUGGCUUUGUUCACUAGAACUUUUCAGAACAAAACCUUCCAUGUCUAUCGGCUCAAGAAGAAACGCAAGAAAAGCACCAAGAGCUCACCGGACCCCAGUGAGACCCGUUAAAAGGGCUGGGCUCGGGGGGAUUUUGAAUAUCACAAAGCCAGAGAGGAGAAAGAGCCACACAACAGAGGAGAAGAGAGAAGAAAAAAACUAAACACUGAACCCUCACUCUGUUCCUCUGUUCUGUAUCUGAGCUGUGCCAGCCUUGAUCAGGCAUAUUAUUUUUUUCAACAUAUGGCUUCUCAAACUACAGUGUUUACAUCAGCCGACCCAGUUCAGCUAGGAGCAGUCUUGUUCGGUCUGCAGUGCGGAAACAUUCGUGGGAGUCUUGCUCAGGGCUCUUCUAUCUCCAAGCCCACCUACUUGCUCUCUGUUGAUCUCUGUUGAUCUCUCUCUCUCUCUCUCUCUCUCUCUCUCUCUCUCUCUCUCUCUCUCUCUCUCUCUCUCUCUCUCUCUCUCUCUCUCUCUCUCUCUCUCAAUGGCACAGCUCGAGCAAACAUUUCCAAGUCUCGUUUGGUUCCCUGCUUGAAUGUCGCAAUUAUUUGCAAUUUGGUUUAGUUAUAUAUGACAAAAAAUAUCCAGCGUUUUCAGCGUGGUUCAUUUUCCAAGGACCUAAUUAAGAAUUAACAUUUGAUGCAAGUGUUUCUUCAAGACGAACACUUCAUUUUUCAUCACACAAACAGUUGAUACUUAAUCAGAUGCACAGAGAUGCAGAGUGUUAUGUUAAGGGGUCGAUUUAGCACAUUUUACAAAGAGUAUCCACUGUUAAACUAAAAUGGUUCAAUCAAGUAAUGUUGAAUUUUCUCCAGGGUAGGUGAAAAGGGUUUAAAAAUUGUUAGCUCUACCUGUUGAAAUCCCAAAUUCACAAAAUACAUGCUUUAAUCAGUGUGUACUGUAUUUUGAAGUGGGCUGAGUCUGUACUUGUAACUUGACACAGUUAGUUCCACCAUCAUAGCCAAUAUCAACUAUUACUGAGAGAAGUAAAAAGAAAAUAUUAGGUUGAAUUCAUGCUAGAGCAGAACAGGGUCUGGAGGUGCUUAAAUAUGUGACAUUUCUGUUAAGCAUGGGAUCAAUUCUGCUAUGUGAUAUUUGUGUAUUGUGUCUUAGUCUUAGCUGUUGUAGUGACCAUCACAUGUGCUCCUGAAGCCAGCUCUGUGUCCUCCCCCAUCUCUUCAAACUCAGCCUCUCCCAGGUCAAACUCGCUUCGGCUUCCAGGCACCACCUUUUAACAAAUACAAAUACACAAAUACGUACAUUCCCGUUUCCUACCAUAGUCCAGAAUACUCUAAGUAUAAGAGGGCUGACUCUCGCAUAUCAUAUUUAAAGAGUAGAAACGGAGCAAUGAGGGAGCAUCAAAACAUGGAUUCACAACAUGUUCCUCCCCCUCACUUUCUCUGUCUCUGUCUUUUUCUCUCUGCGUCUCGCUUUUAACCAAAGGGAAGGCAGAGGAAAGGAGAGGAGGAGGAGGAGGAGGAAAAGAGGGGAGGCGGUGAUUGAAAGACUGAAGCCGUGAGGGUAAUUAUGGGCCUGGUCAGUUGGGAGCUGGUGCACACCACCGAGACAACAUGUCCACACACACACACACACACACACACACACACACACACGGAUCUUGUUUCUCUCCCUCAUCUCAUUCCGCCUACAUUGCUACUCUUGUUAAUGAGGAACCUCAUCUUUGAUAAACUGUACACAUACACACACACAGACCCACACAUACGUAUAUCCACAGACAUGUAAACACACAAACACAGUGCUGCUUUUGGAAUCAUGGUCGUUUGUUCACUAUGCGUCGAAGCCAUGGCCUGAUUGUAAUGCAUACCAAUCAGCUUAGAGAGGAAUAACGCCGCCUGUUCUUGUUUCCUCGCAGUUCAAUAUUAGAUGUUUAAUUUAGGAGAUCUCUGAUUCCUUUAUUUGAGAGCAAAGUGAUUCCAUUACAUUCGCCAAAUAAUGUACUAAUGUAAUAUUUUAUUCCAGUGUUGUUAAUUUCCAUACAUAUUGAUAUGAGUAUUUCAUUUUGAAAACCUGGUUGUCGUCUUUGGGUUUUCUUAUGAAAAGGAGAUGUAGAAAACUGUUGAUUUACCGUGUGUACAAUUAAGCUCUGCAUCAGACCUUAGGCUCAUCUAUGAAGUACUAUCGGGUGUUGGAAAACAACUGCAACCUCUCGAACUUGAAUUUUUGGCUUCUGUUUUACAUUACUGUUUGGUAAUGAUUGUGCUGCCGGUUGCCACAACAGUAAGACUGGUAGAGUUGGGAGCAAGGGGACUUUGGUGUUGACGGGGGUCAAGGUUAGCUUUCUCAGCCACUGAAGAGGGCAAAAGAACGUGCGUGUCUUCUUUUAAGACAUAUUACUCCUGGGCAUCCGGGUACUGUGGUGGUCUAGUCCAUUGCCUAGCAACACGGGGAUUGCCGGUUUGAAUCCCCGUGUUACCUCCGGCUUGGUCGGGUGUCCUUACAGACACAAUUGGCUGUGUCUGCGGGUGUGAAGCCGGAUGUGGGUAUGUGUCCUGGUCGCUGCCCUAGCGCCUCCUCUGGUCAGUCGGGGUGCCUGUUCGUGCUACAUCCCCCUGGUGAAACUCCUCACUGUGAGGUGAAAAGAAGCAGCUGGCGACUCCACAUGUAUCGGAGGAGGCAUGUGGUAGUCUGCAGCCCUCCCCGGAUUGGCAGAGGGGGUGGAGCAGCGACUGGGAUGGCUCGGAAGAGUGGGGUAAUUGGCCAGCUCCAAUUGGGGAGAAAAAAGGGGGAAAAAAAGACAUAUUACCGCCAUCAUUACUUCCAAGAAAUAACACUGUGCGUAUUUUAGCAGUUCAAGGUGGCCAUGAUGGGAAUAAAAAGAACUAUUGAUUUGGGGGGGGGGCGGGCUGUUGAAGUUUUAGGCAGACCAAGUUUUCAAAAAGCUGUCUUAAAUUGUAUGCAACUCAUGGAUUUAUCAGCAGUUUUUAGGGUGAAUUGGGUUGAGAUUUAAUAAAAGCCGAUAGAAGGUUCUUUUUUUGAAGUGUAUAAAUAUGCCAGGUUCAUUUACUGGGGCCCCAUCAAAGUCUAAUCAGAUUAAAUUUGACUGUGAAAUAAUUUCUGGAAAUGAACUAUUGAUGGAGCAACCAAACAUACACAGUUGUAUGUCAGUUUCAAAUACCCAUUGUAUAAAAUGCACAAACAGGCACAAAUUGAAACAUGCUUGAACAAGCUAUUAAAGGCAUACGGCGAAUGUCAUCAUGUUGAGUAUUUAAAUAGGGGUUUUAACACACAAGUCUUGAGAGAGAAGUCAGUAAUGGCUGACGGGUAAACAAACAUUUCCCGGCACAAAAAGGAUUGUUUGACGUGUGUUGAUAACACGUCAGUUCAGGAUUUGAGAUGUGUACACCUCCCCCAUCGAAUUCAAAGUUUAAAAAUAAACUUGUUUGUCGAAUAUUUUCUGUAUAAGCACAUAGGUGCAAUCAGAAUUGAUUGUGAAGGCUGGCUCCUGUUUAGAUUUGAUUGCCCUCCAUUGCAUAGACUGCAUCAGAGCAGAGGCUCUGAAUCACCUCCAUUUCUCUAGACUCCCAGAAAGAUGAAAGCAUGAACAUAUUAUGGUGAUGGUAGGAGAAAAAAAAACCAAGGACCUCGGCCACAGGUGCUCCUGAAAAUAAAAUCCAGUUA